AUGAAGGGGAAGACAGUGAUAGUUUUGGGCUUGCUAAUAAACAUGAUGUUGGUUGCAAGUGAAAGUGAAGUGAAUGGCAUAACUUGUGGAAAGGCUGUAGUUUAUUUGUUGCCAUGUGAGACAUUCUUGCUGGGUUUGGGUCCACCAGCACCCUCUCUUAAUUGUUGUACAAGCAUAGCAGUCAUAUUCAGACAGACCAAAACAGUGAAGCUUCGUAGAUACAUAUGUAAUUGUCUGAAGAAAUCUGCAAUUCACGCCGGCGUUAAGCACGAGAGAGUCGCAUUACUUCCUAAAUAUUGUAAGACUCAUUUUUCGUUCCUCAUUGAUCCCUUCAUGGAUUGUGAUUCGGUUCAGUGA
Messenger RNA from Sphenostylis stenocarpa, 357 nucleotides. NCBI's taxonomy places the organism in Eukaryota, Viridiplantae, Streptophyta, Magnoliopsida, Fabales, Fabaceae. The record is from the annotation of a GenBank genome assembly.